CGGUGCGGCGAGGUGGAUGCGGAAGUAAUUGACAGGAAACGAAGCUGCCAGGCAAAGAGAAGACUGCCGAAGGCCGAACUCGAGGUGUAAUUCUACAAUUGUAAUCAAAAUACCACAUAUAGGCCGUCCGAAAUGUCGAAGAAUACCGUGUCCGACCGCUUCAGGCGAGUAGAUGUGGAUGAAUACGACGAAAACAAAUUUGUCGACGAGGAGGACGGAGGAGAGAACCAGCUGGGUCCUGACGAGGCGGAGGUGGAUUCGCUGAUCAGACAAGGAAAUCUUAUGGAAGCACUGCAGGCAGUGCUGAAAAAUCCCCCCAUCAACACCAAGAACCAGAACGUUAAGGAGCGGGCAGAAGGUCUUGUUCUGAAGGUGCUCAGCUCCUUCAAGAGCAGUGACAUCGAGAAGGGGGUGCAGUCACUGGACAAGAACGGGGUGGACCUGCUCAUGAAGUACAUCUACAAGGGCUUUGAGAGGCCUUCUGAAAACAGCAGCGCAGUCCUGCUGCAAUGGCACGAGAAGGCGCUCUCGGCUGGGGGCGUGGGCUGCAUCGUCAGGGUGCUGACCGCGAGGAAGACUGUGUAACUGAGGACCAAGAGGAAGAUGCCAGUGAAACAUGCAGGCGGCAAGGUUCUGGUGGAUUUAUCACAGGGGGGGGGGUAUAACAUUCAAAAGUAAAAUGUAAAAGGAAAAUGCCCCCAAAACUUAACCGGUCAUGUGAGGGUCUUUUGUUUUGCUCUUGUAUCUCUUGGCAAUACGCUAUCGCAUGAACCCCGCCACAGUUUAUGAUCUAUUCUUCAGCCAUCUGGAUAUAUAUUUAUAAAGGAAAGAGAAAAUGGGAUUAUACUGUCUAGUCUGCAUCCCAACACACACAUAAACACACCCAUACGCCUUGAUUGCUGUGUGUGUAUUCAGUUCACAACUGUAGAUGGUAAUUAUUUGGUUAAUUGCUGCACAUUUUAAUUGAGUACAAUCCAAUCUAACAUGUGAAUACGACUGUUUGUGAUGAGAUAAACUACCAUCACGCUACUAGGAGUUUAGUUUCACGGUUCCUUUUGGUCCCAGCUCACUGCCAAUUCAGUUCCAAAGGAGAGUAACUUUGACAAGGCCACAAUGUUUCAGUCAUGUGUAAAUCACUUUCAAAAGUAUAUUCUAUAAUCGGUAAUGGUUUUCUACCACAUUGGUUAAUACUUUAAUCAGGCGAUACAUCCAGAUGUUGAAAUAAUGAAAUACCUUUUCACUGCAGUAAUGGCUAGUGUUGCACAUUAUUGUGAAGGAAAAUAAUGAAAAAUGUCAGUUUACUUUUGUUAUCGGAUAUUUUCAAUCUGUGCACAUCUAGCAAGUGACAAAAAGCAUGAUGGACCAACUGCCUUAUUUCUUUUUUAUGUUUAUGCUUUUCUGACAAAACAAUAAAAAGUAUUAAAGCUCA
Gadus macrocephalus (Pacific cod) is the source of this 1429-nucleotide messenger RNA. RefSeq names its product actin related protein 2/3 complex, subunit 5B (gene arpc5b). The transcript is spliced from 5 exons. Lineage: Eukaryota; Metazoa; Chordata; Actinopteri; Gadiformes; Gadidae. The record is from RefSeq and is a predicted model, not a curated record. Gene Ontology annotation, cellular component: Arp2/3 protein complex; cytoplasm; actin cytoskeleton. Gene Ontology annotation, molecular function: actin filament binding. The coding region runs from base 133 to 585 and encodes 150 amino acids. Gene Ontology annotation, biological process: Arp2/3 complex-mediated actin nucleation; cell migration; regulation of actin filament polymerization.